Molecule: messenger RNA, 4662 nt
Organism: Pipistrellus nathusii (Nathusius's pipistrelle)
Lineage: Eukaryota; Metazoa; Chordata; Mammalia; Chiroptera; Vespertilionidae
Source: the annotation of a GenBank genome assembly
AUGGACACGUCCGCCGCAGCCUCCGCCGCGGAGAAGAAAGAAGGCAGAAGUGCGAUCCCGGAGGGGGCGGCCAGGAAGACCUCAGCGCGGGCAGUGGCCGCGGCUGCGGCGGCGGCGGCAGCUGCCCAAGGAGUGCCGCAGCACCUUUUGCCGCCGUUCCAUGCUCCCUUACCGAUUGACAUGAGACACCAGGAGGGAAGGUACCAUUACGAGCCUCACUCUGCCCACGGCGUGCACGGGCCACCUGCCCUGAGUGGCAGCCCCGUCAUCUCCGACAUCUCUUUGAUCCGGCUUUCCCCCCACCCGGCCGGCCCCGGGGAGUCCCCGUUCAGUGCCCCCCACCCGUACGUGAGCCCCCACAUGGAGCAUUACCUUCGCGCCGUGCACAGCAGCCCCACGCUCCCCGCCAUCUCUGCAGCCCGGGGCCUCAGCCCCGCCGACGUGGUCCAUGAGCACCUUAAGGAGAGGGGGCUGUUUGGCCUCCCCCCCACAGGCGCCAACCCCUCAGACUAUUACCACCAGGUGGCGCUCAUGGCGGGCCACCCUGCGUCCUACGGGGACCUGCUCCUGCAGUCGGGGGGCGCCGCUGGCACCCCCCAUCUCCACGACUACCUCAAUCCAGUGGACGUGUCGCGUUUCUCCAGCCCACGGGUGACGCCCCGCCUGAGCCGCAAGCGGGCGCUGUCCAUCUCCCCGCUGUCGGACGCCAGCCUGGACCUGCAGCGGAUGAUCCGCACCUCCCCCAACUCGCUGGUGGCCUACAUCAACAACUCCCGCAGCAGCUCGGCCGCCAGCGGCUCCUACGGGCACCUGUCGGCGGGCACCCUCAGCCCAGCCUUCACCUUCCCCCACCCCAUCAACCCCGUGGCCUACCAGCAGAUCCUGAGCCAGCAGAGGGGCCUGGGCUCGGCCUUCGGACACACGCCACCCCUGCUCCAGCCCUCCCCCACCUUCCUGGCCCAGCAGCCCAUGGCCCUCACCGCCAUCACCACCACGCCCACCCAGCUCAGCAGCAGCAGCAACUGUCUGAGCGACGCCAGCCAGAGCAAGCAGACCAGCGAGUCGGCUGUGAGCAGCACCGUCAACCCCAUCGUCAUUCAUAAACGCAGCAAGGUCAAGACGGAAGCUGAGGGCCUGCGGCCAGCCUCCCCGGUGACCCUGGCGCAGGAGCAGCUGGCCGACCUCAAGGAAGACCUGGACAGAGACGACUGCAAGCAGGAGGCGGAGGUGGUCAUCUACGAGACCAACUGCCACUGGGAGGACUGCACCAAGGAGUACGACACGCAGGAGCAGCUGGUGCAUCACAUCAACAACGAGCACAUCCACGGGGAGAAGAAGGAGUUCGUGUGCCGCUGGCAGGCCUGCACGCGGGAGCAGAAGCCCUUCAAGGCGCAGUACAUGCUGGUGGUGCACAUGCGCCGGCACACGGGCGAGAAGCCGCACAAGUGCACGUUCGAGGGCUGCUCGAAGGCCUACUCGCGCCUGGAGAACCUGAAGACGCACCUGCGCUCCCACACCGGGGAGAAGCCGUACGUGUGCGAGCACGAGGGCUGCAACAAGGCCUUCUCCAACGCCUCGGACCGCGCCAAGCACCAGAACCGCACCCACUCCAAUGAGAAACCCUAUAUCUGCAAGAUCCCGGGCUGCACCAAGCGCUACACGGACCCCAGCUCUCUGCGGAAGCACGUGAAGACCGUGCACGGCCCCGACGCCCACGUGACCAAGAAGCAGCGCAACGACGUGCACCUUCGCGCCCUGCUGCUCAAGGAGAACGGGGACCCCGCGGCCGGCCCCGAGCCUGGCGGCCAGCAUGCAGAGGAGAGCACCGAGGCCAGCAGCACCGGCCAGUCCGUGGAGGACUGCCUGCACGUCAAGGCCAUCAAGACCGAGAGCUCCGGGCUGUGUCAGGCCAGCCCAGGGGCCCAGUCAUCCUGCAGCAGUGAGCCCUCUCCCUUGGGCAGUGCCCCCAACAAUGACAGCGGUGUGGACAUGCCGGGCACAGGGCCCGGAAGCCUGGGAGACCUGACGGCGCUGGAUGACACGCCCCCGGGGCCCGACACCUCGGCCCUGGCCGCCCCGUCCGCCGGCGGCCUGCAGCUGCGCCAGCACAUGACCGCCAUGCACCGGCUAGAGCAGCUCAAGAAGGAGAAGCUCAAGUCGCUUAAAGAUUCCUGCUCGUGGGCCGGGCCAGCUCCACACCCCCGGAACCCCAAGCUGCCUCCCCUCCCGGGAAGCGGCUCCAUCCUGGAAAACUUCGGCUGCGGCGGGGGCGGCAGGCCACUGGGGCUGCUGCCCAACCCGCGGCCGUCGGAGCUGUCCGCUGGCGAGGCGACGGUGCUGAGCCACCUGCAGGAGCGCCGCGGCAGCUCGGCCAGCACCGUCAGCUCGGCCUACACCGUGAGCCGCCGCUCCUCCGGCAUCUCCCCCUACUUCUCCAGCCGCCGCUCCAGCGAGGCCUCGGGCCUGGGCGCCGGCCGCCCGCCCCAGGCCAGCUCCGCGGACUCCUACGACCCCAUCUCCACGGACGCCUCCCGGCGCUCCAGCGAGGCCAGCCAGGGCGGGGCGGGCGCCGGGCCGCUCAGCCUGACGCCCGCGCAGCAGUACAGCCUGCGGGCCCGGUACGCGGCGGCCACGGGCGGCCCGCCCCCCACGCCGCUGCCCGGCCUGGAGCGCGGGGGCCUGCGGGCCCGGCUGGCUCUGCUGGACGCGUCGGAGCGCGUGCUGGGGCCGCGGCGAGGCAGCGGCGGGCCGGCCUACGGCCACGCGGGGCCUGCCCCCGCCUUCCCCCACGAGGCGUGCGGCGGCGGGGCGCGGCGGGCCAGCGACCCGGUGCGGCGGCCGGAUGCCCUCGCUCCGCCCCGCGUGCAGCGCUUCCUCAGCGCCCACAACGUGAACCCGGGCCCGCUGCCGCCCUGCGCCGCCGACAGGCGCGGCCUCCACCUGCAGGGUCCCGCCGGCGCCGAGGGCGGCCGCGCCCACGGCACCUACUCCCCCCGGCCACCCAGCAUCAGCGAGAACGUGGUGAUGGAGGCCAUGGCGGUGGGGACGGACGGGGCAGGGCCUGAGGACUCCCUCCUGCUGCCCGAGGAUGACCUGGUGCUGCCCGACGACGUGGUGCAGUACAUCAAGGCCCACGCGGGCACCCUGGGUGACAGCACCCCGCAGGCAUACCCCCCCGAGAGCUCCUGCUUCCCCGAACUCCCCAAACUGCCCGGCCCGGAGCUGCACGGCCAGCGCAGGAUGGUGGCUGCGGACUCCAACAUGGGCCCCUCCGCCCCUGGGCUGGGAGGCUGCCAGCAGGGCUACGGUGCCCCCUCCGGCCCGAGCAAAAGCAGCAUGCCCGUGCAGUGGAAUGAGGUGAGCUCUGGCACCAUGGAUGCCCUGAGCAGCCCGGGGAAGCCUCCACCCGUUCUGCAGGGCAACCUGGCGGUGGCACAGCAGAAGCCGGCCUUCGGCCAGUACCCGGGCUACGGCGCACAGGGCCUGCCACCGAGCCCGCGGGGUCUGGGCAGCGCACAGCCACUCCUUCAGGCCUGCGGCGGAGCCCCCUCCGGGCCCAGGGCAAAUCACAUGCAGCGGCUUCGGCAGGCAGGGGCCGGGGGCCAGUGUGCCAGCAUGACCACCACCGCGAGCCCCCAUGCCAGCUACGACCAAGGCCACCCCCAGCUGAGCUCCAGCACCGUGGGCGGAGCCCUGAAUCCAUUCCCCACAUCCUGCAGCAACCUGGUAGCCAAGCCCGGUCACCUGGGGCUCCCCCAGCAGAUGGAAGUUGUUCCUGACCCCUCCAUGAUGGGUAGUAGACGCAGGGAACUCGGGGCCCCUAAUGCCACCCUGGCCGGGAUGGCACCACUUCAUGCAGCCCAGAGCUACCCACAGAGCCAUCACCUGGCAGCCCCCAUGAGCCAGGAGGGCUACCACCAGGGUCCCAGCCUUCUGCCUUCCCACCAGCCCGGCUUCCUGGAGCUGCAGCAGGCCGCAGGGGGGCUGGCUGGGCCCGGCUUCGGCCCAGUGCAACCCCGGCCACCUCCUGAGCCUGGCCCUGCUGGCCGCCACCGGGGGGUACGUGCAGGGCAGCAGCUGGCCUACGCCCGGGCCGCCGGCCAUGCCAUGGCUGCUGUGUCAGCCAACCAGGAGAUGGCAGAGUCGGUGCCCAAGGGAGCGAUGGACACUAUGUCAUCCUUGCCUCCUCAGCUGCCCCCACAGGACACGGGUGGAGCCCAGGACCACAACAUGCUCUACUAUUAUGGCCAAAUCCACAUGUAUGAACAGAACGGAGGCCUGGAGAACCACGGAGGCUGCCAGGUCAUGAGGCCCCAGCUGCCGCAGCCGCAGGCCUGCCCGGAGGGUCUCCAGCCCCAGCCCUUGUCCUCGCCAGGGGUCAACCAGGUGUCCAGCACCGUGGACUCCCAGCUGCUGGAGGCCUCCCAGAUCGAUUUCGACGCCAUCAUGGAUGACGGCGAUCACUCGAGCUUGCUCUCGGGCGCCCUGAGCCCCAGCCUCCUCCACAGCCUCUCGCAGAGCUCCUCCCGCCUCACCACCCCCCGGAGCUCCCUGACCCUGCCCUCCGUCCCCGUGGGCAUCAGCAACAUGGCCGUCGGGGACAUGAGCUCCAUGCUCACCAGCCUGGCCGAGGAAAGCAAGUUCCUCAACAUGAUGACCUAA